UCUUCUUUUUCUUUUUAUAAGGCUUCCUUCUUUACCAAUUUCCAUAGCUAUAGGAAACAGAAACACACGAGAGAGACACAUCGACCCAUAUAUAUGAUGCAAAGAGACUGUGAAACUGGUAACAACACGUCGACGCAUCACCAAGCAUGCGCUUCAUGCAAGCACCAGAGGAAGAAAUGCAACAGCGACUGCGUACUGGCGCCGUAUUUCCCGUCGUACAAGACGAAAGAGUUCCAGGCCGUACACAGGGUGUUCGGCGUCAGCAACGUGCAGAAGAUGGUACGGACGGUACGGGAGGAGGACCGCACGAAGCUGUCGGAUUCGCUGACGUGGGAAGCCCUGUGGAGACAGAAAGAUCCUGUCCUGGGCCUGUACGGAGAGUACAGAAGAAUCCACGAGGAGCUUAAGCUCUACAAAGGCUUCAUCCAUCAUCAUCAGCAGCAUCUCGUAAACUGGGAUAACAUCAGCAUCGGUAAUCAUCACGUGUUUAGUGGUAACAAUAACAACAGCAGCAAGACGGGAUUAGUGGUUGAUUACGCGAGUGGAUCAGGAGGGUUUGGUCUUAAUAACGGUAAUAACGGAGUAAUUAGCGAUCAUAACGGCGCCGGUGUUAAUCGGGUGGAAAAUAAUGGCGGGUAUUCUUCGAGGAACUUGCUCGGAGGAUGGGACAAAUUCAAGCAGCAGCAACAACAACAACAACAGUGUUAUGCGGUCGUUAAUGAUUUCAAACAACGCUACCCUCUGUCUCAUAAAUUUUAAUGUAUCGAAAAAGGUAUAUUAAUUAAAUUAAAUUUCAGUAAUUGUGUGUUAUUUCGAUUUAUUACUCUCCAAAUGUAAUCACACAAGACA
Messenger RNA from Tarenaya hassleriana, 849 nucleotides. Its product is annotated as LOB domain-containing protein 2. The record is from RefSeq and is a predicted model, not a curated record. The transcript is spliced from 2 exons. The coding region runs from base 94 to 759 and encodes 221 amino acids. NCBI's taxonomy places the organism in Eukaryota, Viridiplantae, Streptophyta, Magnoliopsida, Brassicales, Cleomaceae.